AUGAUGAGCUGGCAAGACAACAAUCAGACACACCGGAUCCUGACGGCCGCCGAGAAGGGCGGAUACGGAGUCCUGGCGGCAAUCGUAUACAAUGUCGAGCAUAUCACGGCUUUCGUCCGAGCCGCAGAACAAAGGCGGUCCCCUUUGAUCAUCCAGCUCUUUCCCUCGUCCCUCAAACAGACGCCAUCCCUGGUCUUUGCGGCGGCCGCCGCCGCAAAGAGUGCAUCGGUCCCCAUCUCUGUCCACCUUGAUCAUGCCCAAGACUACGAGCAGAUCAAGUAUGUGGCCGACAAUCUUCCUUUUGACUCCAUUAUGGUGGAUAUGAGUCAUUACGAAAAGGAAGACAAUUUGGUGAAGACUCGUGCCUUGCGGGACUAUUGCCAUGCGCGAGGGAUCACCGUGGAGGCGGAAACUGGUCGUAUCGAAGGUGGUGAAGAUGGUAUCAUGGAUACUGGUGAUCUUGAAGGUAUCUUAACCAACCCGGAGGAUGUGGAGGAUUUCAUCGCAGCUGGAGUUGACUUCCUUGCCCCGAGCGUGGGCAAUAUCCAUGGAGACUAUGGUCCGAAGGGGCCUCAGUUGGAUAUGGACCGUUUGCAUGGUGUUUUCAAAGCCAUGAAUGGCCGUGUUCGACUUGUGCUCCAUGGAACCAACGAUUUUGAUGCCAGCCUGACCCAGGCAUGUGUCAAGGCCGGAGUGACCAAGGUCAAUGUGAAUAAACUAGUCCUGGAUUGCUGGCAUGAUAACUUGCGGUCGAAUGCCAUGCGGCCACUUACGGAGCUGAUGGAUACUGGCAUUGACGUUCUGACGAAGGAGAUAGAACGAUGGAUGGAUAUCGUGGGAAGUAGCGGCAAAGCCUCAAGUCACGUUAGCUAA
Messenger RNA from Penicillium daleae, 873 nucleotides. RefSeq names its product class II fructose-bisphosphate aldolase. The record is from RefSeq and is a predicted model, not a curated record. Gene Ontology annotation, molecular function: aldehyde-lyase activity; zinc ion binding. The coding region runs from base 1 to 873 and encodes 290 amino acids. Lineage: Eukaryota; Fungi; Ascomycota; Eurotiomycetes; Eurotiales; Aspergillaceae. The transcript has 4 exons. Gene Ontology annotation, biological process: carbohydrate metabolic process.